Molecule: messenger RNA, 1044 nt
Organism: Phlebotomus argentipes
Lineage: Eukaryota; Metazoa; Arthropoda; Insecta; Diptera; Psychodidae
Product: obscurin-like
Exons: 7
Coding region: 1-1044 (347 amino acids)
Biological process (GO): axon guidance
Cellular component (GO): cytoplasm
Molecular function (GO): guanyl-nucleotide exchange factor activity
Source: RefSeq, a predicted model, not a curated record
AUGGGUGUGGAGAAGAAGAAGAAGAGGCAAAAAAAAGUCCACUCACAGCAUUUUCUCGCAAUUUUUCCUUCCUCAACGCCACAAAUCAAUGACAUUUUGGUUGUGAAUAAGAACUAUUCGGCCGAAGGUGAAGGAUUCAUCUCACUGAAACGAGGUGAUCUUGUUGAGAUAAUUCGCACAAGUGAGAAUGAUGAGACAUCCAGCAAGCGACAGAGAUUGGAUCCAGAAUUGGAUGUGGGUCAGAGCGGGGAGCUGCUCGAUAGCUCGGCGGCCAAGCACAAAUUGUCGGUGAAGCCAAAGAAGAAUCACACGAGCAGCCAUCAGAGGAGUGCUAGUCCUCAGCCGCAGCGUCCUGAACCCAAACCCGAUGAAAAAUGGUUCGUGAGAAUCUUCGAUGGCAGUGAACAUCCGCGCGAAGGUUGGAUACCUGCCUCAAUCCUCGACCUACAGAACACGGAUGUGGCAAUCUACGGGGACAAAUCCGACGACGCGACCUACAGAAGAGAAGCCGUUGUGCGCGAGCUUGUGGAGACUGAAGAGGAGUUUGGCAAGGAUCUGCAAGCUGUCGUCAAUCGCUACAUGAAGAUCAUCGACAAUCCGUCAACGCCGCGCAUCAUACGCGACAAUAAAGACGUCAUCUUUGGAAAUUUCAAGCAAAUCGCCGACUUCCACAACACCGUCCUCAUCGAGGGUGUGAAGUACUAUGCCAACCAGCCGAAGAUGAUUGGCAAGACGUUCCUGCGACUCGAGCGAGACUUCGACAAGCACGCCGCGUAUUGUCGCGACGAGCCGGCGGCGCAGGAGUUUCUCGCCAGCAACAACACGGCGCGGGACUUCUUCGAGGAAUUAUCACAGAAAUUGGGUGACGACAAGACCCUCGCGGAGCAUCUGCAGUUGCCAAUUCAACGAAUCAACGACUACCAACUACUCCUGAAGCGCACGCCUCGCGGCGUGAGAAAAAAGAAAGAAAAUGAAGGCAGACACACAACGGAAAAUAAGGGGGGAAAAAUUCUGCAAUACGCUGAUGAUGAGAAAAAGAUCUAA